Molecule: messenger RNA, 413 nt
Organism: Lutra lutra (Eurasian river otter)
Lineage: Eukaryota; Metazoa; Chordata; Mammalia; Carnivora; Mustelidae
Gene: TEX54
Product: testis expressed 54
Exons: 2
Coding region: 80-355 (91 amino acids)
Source: RefSeq, a predicted model, not a curated record
AUAUCUGACGUCACAAAAGCCAGGCACAGAGGCUGGCGGGCUGGCGUGGGUGGCACGGAGUUCGGGGCCGCUCGGGGCUAUGGGCUGCUGCCAAGACAAGGACUUUCAGACCUCCGAUGAGCCGGCCAAGGAGACCGAGUCGGAGGAAGGCGAAGGCUUCGAAGGGAUCGGUGAGGACCCGCAGGACCGCGGGAAUCGGAGGUCGAAUGAAAGCCUUUUGAUCACCGUGCUGUGGCGGCGGCUAUCCCUGUUCAGCCGUCGGGGGUCAAACAAGAGGCAAUCAGCCCAGAAUCAUAAGCUGGGGUUACAGGAGAGCAACCGGAAGGGGAUCCUGGAGGAGCCGGAGAAGGGGUGACCCCAGCCCUGCUCUCAGUCUGCCCCAACCUCCAGAGAAUAAAGUUUCUAACGUGUAC